Messenger RNA from Aedes albopictus (Asian tiger mosquito), 1848 nucleotides. RefSeq lists its product as uncharacterized. NCBI's taxonomy places the organism in Eukaryota, Metazoa, Arthropoda, Insecta, Diptera, Culicidae. The record is from RefSeq and is a predicted model, not a curated record. Bases 1 to 1848 code for a protein of 615 amino acids. The transcript has a single exon. Gene Ontology annotation, molecular function: zinc ion binding; nucleic acid binding.
AUGAUAGAGACGAGCAAGCUUGCGAAGGAGUGGAGGUCCUGGAAGGAGUCACUAGAAUGCUACUUCGCGGCGUAUGGUAUAACCGACCAGCAAGUUAUGAAGGCGAAGCUAUUGCAUCUAGGUGGACCAGCGUUGCAGACCGUAUUCAAGAACCUGAAGGAUCGGGACCAUAUGCCGGUAGUGUCACUAGUGCCGAAAUGGUACGAUGUGGCAGUUGACAAGCUGGACGAGUUUUUUGAGCCUCGCCAUCAGACUACGUCAGAACGCCGGAAGCUGCGACAGCUGAAGCAAAAAUCAGGCGAAAGAUUUGCCGACUACAUAAUUCGACUGAAACAACAAGCUUCGGAAUGCGGUUUCGAUCGAUAUGGGUAUGAGAUCGGCAGUACCUUGACGGAGAUCUACCUCACAGAUGCUGUGGUAGAAGGCUGCACCUCCAACGAAGUGAGAAGAAGGAUUCUACUCAAAGAUCUACCUUUCGCCGAAAUUGAAGCCCUAGGAAUCUCUCUGGAGGGCGUGGAUCAACAGAUCGAGGAAAUAAGCACGACCGAGCCCCUCCCCAAAGUUUGUCGAGUGGGACAAUCCAAACAAGACAGAGGAAACAAGCAGAGAGAUGUUUCGGCGAGCUUCAAACCGAUUCGAGACAAAGCGUGCUACAACUGCGGUCGAGUAGGUCAUGUGGCCGCAUCAGCGGCGUGCCCAGCUCGUGGGAAGCAGUGCAGAAACUGCCAAAUUUUCGGACAUUUUGAGAGACUAUGCCGUAAACGAAAACAACCACCCCCAUCGGAGCAGGUAAGCAAACAGGUCCGAGCAGUAGAGGAUGAACCGCGCCCGAGUCCGGUUGAGGACGGAAAUGUUAAGGAAGAGGCUGGACAGGACAAGAUAUAUUACGCUUUCUAUUCCGGAAACGAAAGCAAUGUCAUCCCGUGCGUCGUCGGCGGUAUUGAACUGGAGAUGUUGGUAGACUCCGGCGCGGACGCCAAUCUGAUCAGUAACGUGUCAUGGUGCAAAUUGAAGGAAGAACGUGUGCAGGUGGUGUCUUCUACCAAAGGAAGCAACCGGGUCCUGAAAGCGUACGGCAGCGACAGACCGUUGAAGAUAUUGGGUUCCUUCGUGGCAGAGAUAGAUGUUGGAAAACGCCGAACGCAAGCUGAAUUUCUGGUAGUCGAAGGGGGACAGCGUUGUCUGCUCGGUGAUACUACUGCGAAGAGAUUGGGGAUCCUUAAAGUAGGAUUGGAUAUUAAUCGAGUCGAUGCCCCAACCGCACCGUUCACAACCAUCAAGGGCAUAAAAGCAUUCAUUCACGUCGACCCCGAUGCGGUUCCCGUGUUUCAGCCCAUGCGUCGACUGCCGCUGCCCCUGGAAACAGCUGUUAACAGGAAAUUGGACCAAUUACUUCAACGCGAUAUUAUUGAGCCAAAAACAGGACCUACAAGCUGGGUGUCCCCACUUGUUGUAGUUGGAAAGGCGAAUGGCGAAGUUCGAUUGUGUCUCGAUCUUCGUCGCGUGAACGAAGCGGUCAUGAGGGAACAUCAUCCCAUGCCGGCGGUGGAUGACCACAUUGCGCGGCUCGGUCGUGGUACAAUAUGGAGCAAACUGGAUAUUGAAGAAGCGUUUAUGCAGAUUGAAUUAGCAGAGGAAUCGAAGGAUAUCACUACGUUUAUUACCGGACGAGGACUAUUUCGCUUCAAGCGCUUACCGUUCGGACUGGUGACAGCGCCGGAACUCUUUCAAAAAGCGAUGGACGAGAUUCUUUGCGGAUGCGAGGGAGUAGCUUGGUAUUUGGAUGACGUCAUCAUCGAAGGGAAGGACAUCGAGGAGCAUGAUGCUCGUUUGAAUGAGGUAAUGUAA